ACAUUAUCUUCAUAAUAUUAUAGUGGUAUUACUUCAGUCGUGUUUUAGCCAAGUUUAUAACGUUAAAGAAUUUUGAGUGCAAAAUGAAGACACAAAAUAAAUUGUUUUCAAUAAUAAAAACCGUAUUCAAGUGGAUUACAACGAGACAGAAAAUAGCGCCGAUACAAAAAAAUAAAAAGGUACCACGUGUAAAGUCAGACAAAAUGGCUCUUAUUAUCGAAGAUAUGGAUCUCGAGAAGCAGUAUUCCCCAAGCAGAUGGUCAACAAGAUUUAAUACAGCACAAGAGGUGCUGCAGCACCACGUGGCCUUUGUUACAGCAGCGAGCGAGGCUGCUGUCAACAGUAUACCACAUAAAUUAGAAAUUGAAUACGGUUCCACUCCCGGACAAAAAUUGGAUAUUUUGGGAACGGACCUUCCAGAUGAUGCUCCAAUCUUGGUAUUUGUCCACGGGGGUUAUUGGCAAGAACUCUCCCGGGAAGUGUCCCGAUACCCGGCCCUGCCUCUGUACCGCUCCAGAAUCAAGACGAUCGUGGUUGGCUAUGAUCUUUGUCCUGCAGCCACUCUGCCAGAAAUCGUCAAUCAAAUAGAAAAGGCAGCCAAAUUUGUCUUUGAAUACGCUGAGAAAAUGGGUUCUAGGGGAAUAUACUUCGCUGGUCACUCGGCUGGUGCUCACCUCGUCGCCAAGUUGUUAUCAAACGCUGACUUCUUGGACAACACACCAGGAACGCAGCGCUUACAAGCAGCUUUCCUCGUCUCCGGCGUAUACGAUUUAAGAGAGCUAGUUCACACUUCUGUCAACGAGGCAGUGCAACUACCCAGAGAAUGGGCAGCACCACUGUCCCCUCAAUUUGACUGUUACACACACUUGCAAAUCCGAAAAACUAGGGUAUACAUAUUAGCGGGCCAGAACGACAGUCCCACGUUCAAAAAACAAUCGAGAGAGUUCUUUGAACUUCUACACAACAGUUGUCUGAUGCAAAAUAUGUAUUUAGAGAUAAAAGAUGACUUGGACCAUUUCGACAUUGUCGAGUGUUUCGCUAACGACGACAAUUAUCUCAAGAAUCUGAUGGUGCACGACGUUCGUAAACAUUUAUAAAGUGUUUGUCGCUUGUUAUUACUUCGUUGUACAUUUAUUUUAAGUCCUUUGUUUUAUAGUCUGUUUUUAUAUAUGAGCUAAAUUUAGGUAUGCUACAUUUUAUACUGAUCUAACUGCCGUAAAAUUCGAAUAAAGCUCGAAUGAUAGGAUCGCUAGAUAAUAAUAAUUUUAGUUAAAAAAUAACUAGUACAAAAAUAAUAGGAGUGGUUCAGUUGUAUUCAAUAAUAUAAAAUUUAUGAUAUAUAAUUAUAUAUCUAAACGUAAAUGUAA
Molecule: messenger RNA, 1367 nt
Organism: Colias croceus (clouded yellow)
Lineage: Eukaryota; Metazoa; Arthropoda; Insecta; Lepidoptera; Pieridae
Product: kynurenine formamidase
Exons: 5
Coding region: 84-1097 (337 amino acids)
Molecular function (GO): hydrolase activity
Source: RefSeq, a predicted model, not a curated record